This is a messenger RNA of Danio rerio (zebrafish), 1486 nucleotides long. The record is from RefSeq and is a predicted model, not a curated record. NCBI's taxonomy places the organism in Eukaryota, Metazoa, Chordata, Actinopteri, Cypriniformes, Danionidae.
GGCUUGAAACUCCAGGGCUAAAAAGGAGUCCCACUCCGGCCCUGCUCAGAAUUCUCAUUUUUAGAUGAAAUGAUUCUUUUCAUUAAAUUUUUUUUAACUAAUAAAAUGUUUAUACAGUAAAUAUCACCAGAUUUUUCAUGGCUCUGCAAGGUUAACAGUUACAGUCAUGGUUUAGAAAGCACACUGUAGGUUUAAAGUUUCACUUUCAGUUUUGCAAAUGAAGAGUGGAUGUGAAUUUGCAUGACAUGGCAGAAUAACGGUGAAGCAGCAGUUUUUGUGAAGGGGUCUCUGAGAAACAACAACACGCUCAUUCAGAGCUUGUUUAUGAACAUGUCAGAAGGUAGGUUAAGCAUUAAUAAAUUCGAAAAAAACUGCAUAUAUCUAACUAUUUAGGUAAUGUAAAGAAAACGUUUAUCCAAAAAAUCUCUUGUAUUUCCUGGUCCUUUACCGUGUUGUACACCUAAUGCAUUGGUAAUACUUUCAAUUCAUUUCAAAAACACUGCCACACAGGUGCAAGCUAUUCUGAUCAUUUCUUGUUUUGAUUCAUUAUGAUGGACCCUCUAAAGAGCAAGCUAGUGGUGAGAGCAUGCAGCUCAGUGAGGAGCAGCUGUGUCAGAUAGAGAAGAACAGACGUGCUGCACUGCAAAGACUGGCCAGCCGAAACGUACCUGUGCCUGUUGGAGAAAGCUGGAGAAGACACAUUGGGACUGAAUUUGCAAAACCAUAUUUUACAAAACUCAUGUCUUUUGUUACAAUUGAGAGGAAAUGUUCUACUGUUUAUCCCAGCCUCGAGCAGGUGUUUUAUUGGACAACUUUGUGCGCAAUUGAAGAUGUAAAAGUUGUUAUUCUCGGGCAAGACCCCUAUCAUCAUCCAGGACAGGCCCAUGGUUUGGCCUUCAGUGUGCUGAGGCCAAAAUCACCUCCUCCCAGUUUGGAAAACAUAUUUAUGGAGCUACAAGAAGACAUUGAUGGAUUCCAGCACCCAGGACAUGGAGACCUCACAGAAUGGGGUAAACAAGGUGUAUUGCUGCUAAAUUCUGUGCUGACAGUGAGGGCUCAUCAACCCACCUCUCAUGAAGGUCGAGGCUGGGAGAUCUUCACAGAUGCUGUGGUCCUGUGGCUUAGCAGGAACCUCAAAGGCCUGGUCUUCCUGCUUUGGGGUUCAUAUGCUCAGAAAAAAGGCAGAGUCAUUGACAGGAAACGUCAUCAUGUUCUUGAGACUUCACAUCCAUCACCGUACUCUGUACAUUUAGGCUUUUCUGGAUGUAGGCACUUUUCUAAAGCGAAUAUGUUACUAAAAGCAUCAGGAAAGAAGCCAGUUGAAUGGACAGCUCUAUGAAGUAAUAUGCAGUUUGUUCUUUAAAAUCCUUUUUUUGUUGUUGUUAAACAUAUCACAGCUGCAUACAGCUGCAACUAGGUUGACAUUGUGAUCAUCUUGACGUACUAAAACAAUUACAUAACUAUAUAAACACAAUUAAUAAAUGUA